UUUUAGGCUAUAAACAACCAACCCAGGUUACCUUACAUUCCACGUUUCCUCCUCCCAGUAUUUAUGGCCUUCUUUUCCUCUCUCACUUUUCUUCUCAUAUUCAAAAACCAUCCCCUCCCCAUCCUUCAGUUUCUUCUUGUCUUAGCCUGAUUUUCAUCAUCACUACCCUUCCCUUCCUCUCUUCAAUUCUUCUCUUAAACCUCUCACUGAUAACUAGCUACAAAGCUCUUCUGUGAGGCCUUGAUAUUGAAAAUUGAGAUUGACCCAUCUUAGCUUCUUGAUCAAAGCUCAAAACAUUGAAUUCUGAUAAGGAAGAAAGAGGAGGGUUUUUGAAGGGUAGUUUGAAUCAAUGGAAAACAUCUCAGUGCUAUCUAAGGAAGAGGAUCAGAUGGAUUUGCCUCCUGGAUUUCGAUUUCACCCAACUGAUGAAGAGCUUAUUAGCCAUUACCUCUACAAGAAGGUCAUUGACAUCGAAUUCUCUGCUAGGGCCAUUGGAGAAGUGGACCUCAACAAGUGUGAGCCUUGGGAUUUGCCAUGGAAAGCGAAAAUGGGAGAGAAAGAGUGGUACUUUUUCUGUGUGAGGGACAGAAAAUACCCAACAGGGUUGAGGACAAACAGAGCCACAGAAGCAGGGUACUGGAAAGCCACAGGGAAAGACAAGGAGAUUUUCAGAGGAAAAUCGCUGGUUGGAAUGAAGAAAACUCUGGUUUUCUACAAAGGAAGAGCACCCAAAGGAGAGAAAAGCAAUUGGGUCAUGCAUGAGUAUAGGCUUGAAGGGAAAUUCUCUGUUCACAACCUCCCUAAAACUGCAAAGAACGAGUGGGUUAUUUGCAGGGUGUUUCAGAAGAGUUCAGCUGGGAAGAAAACACAUAUUUCUGGGAUAAUGAGGUUGGAUUCUUUGGGUUUGGGGCAUCAUGAAUUGGGUUCUAGUCUUCCACCUCUCACAGAUUCAUUGUCUUCCAUUAAUAAGACAAAAGCUCUGCUUGAUUCGGCUUACGUGCCCUGCUUCUCCAAUCAAAUUGAUGUUCAAAGGAAUCACCAAGGAGGGAUCUAUGAUUCCUUUUCCAACUCCAUCUAUGGAGUUUCUUCAAAUCCAUUAGAAUUUUUUCCAAGAGUCCCACCUUCUUCUGGAUCCUUAUACUCGACUACUCAAGGUGUUCAAGUUCCAUCUAGUUUGCCAUUUCCAGGUUCUGUUUACAGCAUGCAGGACCAGGCUAUUCUGAGAGCCUUAUAUGAGAAUAAUGCUUCAAAUUUUGUCAAUGGAUUCAAGGCUGAGAGGGACAUGGUUAGUGUCUCUCAGGAAACUGAUUUGACUACUGAUAUGAAUGCUGAAACCUCUUCAGUGGUAUCAAAUUUUGAAAUGGGUAGGAGGAGCUUUGAGAAUCAGAAUCAAAAUCAAAAUCAGAAUCCUCCACCUGCUUCUGCUGCAGGAGUGGACCAUGAUCAUGGUCUGUGGAGCUACUAAACUCAAAUUAAGAAAAGAAAAGAAAAACAACUUUUGAGCUAAGAAGAAAGAGCCUGAUCAGUUACAAGGGAUUGAUGGUGUUAAUUGUCUAUGUAUAGAUUUUAUCUGAACGAAUUAUUACUGAAGCAUAUGAUAUGUUAUGUUGUCAGUAUAAGAAAUCUUGUGAAAUUAAGGUGUUUUUGUCCUUUGUUAUUAUAGGCUUGUGCCUGGCAUGAGCACCAUUAUUAUUUUGUUUUAAAUUAAAAAUUAUGAUACUGGAAUGAGACUCAUUAGGUAUAUUA
Molecule: messenger RNA, 1746 nt
Organism: Lotus japonicus
Lineage: Eukaryota; Viridiplantae; Streptophyta; Magnoliopsida; Fabales; Fabaceae
Product: NAC domain-containing protein 100
Exons: 3
Coding region: 350-1465 (371 amino acids)
Biological process (GO): regulation of DNA-templated transcription
Molecular function (GO): DNA binding
Source: RefSeq, a predicted model, not a curated record